Messenger RNA from Erpetoichthys calabaricus (reedfish), 2096 nucleotides. RefSeq lists its product as uncharacterized. The transcript has 2 exons. Bases 201 to 1709 code for a protein of 502 amino acids. The record is from RefSeq and is a predicted model, not a curated record. NCBI's taxonomy places the organism in Eukaryota, Metazoa, Chordata, Cladistia, Polypteriformes, Polypteridae.
CGUAUAAACACUCUGAGCGCCUCCGCCCUGCCAGCGCUGACCUCGUGCAAUUGUUUUUCUCGCGGCUCAGGGUGGCGCUGCUCGCAGAGUGCAAGUCAUCCGUUCCUCAGAAUCACCGACCACAUCCUCGUUUGCACUUCCUGAAGUUGCAUCUCCCAGCCUCCCCUCUGAGGCAGAAUGCAGGCAUCGUGCCGUUGGCCAUGAAAGUGUUUGGUGGUUGGUGGCGCCUGUCACAGAGGAUGAUCCCCUUCUUCCCUGUCCUUCUCCUUUUCUUCUACUUAUCCAUGUCUAAAGUUGUGAUGAGUGACCAGCAUAAAGCCCAAGACCACAAUGUGACUGAUGUCCUCUUGGUCACCAGUACCUUGGGGGUAGGUGAUGUCUCCAGUCAUCUAGAUGGGAAGGACUUCACCAGUGUUCCUGAUGGAGGCGACCACCGCAGUGAAAUACCUGGAACUGGUAUAUCUGAGAGCACUAGCAGUCAGCCACCAACCAGUGCCCCAGAUGAUAAAGGCCUGACUACUACCCAGGUGGACACCACUGCCCGAGGUGUGUCAAGUCUGUCGAUAGACACUGGUGUGCCACAAGGGUCUCUGCCUACCAGCAAAUGGCCUGACAGUAGUGGUGUACCAAAUGGAGGAGAUCUCAUCACUACUCAGCCCAGCACAGGGGACUCCACAAUUGCUACUGCCAUUGGGGCAUCACAUGGAGAUCCUGUCACCAGUUACCAAUUUGUCACCAGCAUCUUCGGUGUUUCAGCAGGGAGUGACAUCUCCAAGGUCACAGGAGGGUAUGACCUCACCAGUAACCAGCAAGUCUUUGGGGACCUACAUGGGAAGGAUGUCACAACAUUUCAAGAUGGACUCGGUCUUUCCAGCAGCCAGCCUAUCACCUUUGACCCCAAUGGGGGUGACCUAACCAGCAACCAGCUUGUUACCACUGUCCCAGAUGGAGGUGACCUCAUAAGUAGCCAGCCUGACCCCACUGUUUGGAGUGGGCCUGACCUCACCACUGUCCAAGAUGGCAGUAACAUCUCCAUUGUCCCAGCAGGAGGAGACCUCAUCAGUAGCCAGCCAACCGAGACUGGUGUAACAGAUGGCAUCAACCUCACCACUGAUACCAGUGCCCUAUAUGGUGAUGAGUUUAUUACUGCCCAGCCUGUCACCACUGUCCAAUAUGACACUGAGCUGACCAGAACCCAGUCUGAUACCAGUGUGUGGGCUGGACCUGACCUCACCAGUCCCAGUGAGCCAAGCAAUCAGCCUGGCACCAGUGUUUGGAACAGGUUUCAGCAAACCAUUGAUCACAUGACCAAUGCUAUGGAAGACACCACCAGGUGGAGCCUCUCAACCAGAAGACCCUCAAUCCCACCUACAAAUGACUCCUGCGGCAGAGGUCUGGAUGGGAUGGACCUCCACCGUGGCCUCCGACGCCCCUGUCUGAUCAUCCUGGCCAUUCUGGGGUUGGUUAUUUGCAUAUUCAUGAGCACCACUGUGUUCCUGGGCACCAAGCUGUUAAUGCGAAGAGCUCCUCGGCCCAUCAGAAAGCCCGUCCAAAACGGGACUCUCGAGCGACCACCCAGCCGGUCCAAGAGGUCAACGGAGGAGAAUGAGGACACCUUCUGGAUGCAGCCCAGGGUCACCAUGGAAGAAAUCACCGAAUUCUGGUAUGCUAACAGUGUGCAGCUCAGGGAUAUGCAGGGGAACAGCUGACACCGAAUGGACUGCUCGGCCAGUGGACUCAAUCAGACAGGACUGAAGGGAAAUGUGGGAGGGACGAGGAGAGAAAAAAAAAAGUGCGUGAGAGAUGAGCAGAGGGGGCCAAGCCGGAUCACACAGGGUGCAUUCACACACAGCCAACUCGCCAGCACAGCGCACCCGUGGAGUACACACAUGGCAGACAUCUGCACACGGCUGCACUCAAAGGUACGUGCAUCACACAAACACACCGUCGCACCAGUGUGUGCCAAACCCUGCCCAUCUUACAGCCCUCAUUACUCAGAGAUUAAGCAAGCAUUUCCUCACCCACCUCCUCGCCGUGGAUAACCUCAGGUUACCCCUGCGCUGGCAUCUAGAGAGGGCCUUACGAAAUGGAGCGGC